AUGGGGCAUGUUAUAAUGAACGAAAUUCUGACUUAUUUAACCUUUUUGGGCUUAUGGCCCCGAUCGCGAAAAUCAACAAAAACAGUCGCUUAUUUGAUCAUUUCCUCAACUUCGUUUCUUUUCUUUGGAAGUUUGUUUUACUUGAUUGCCCACCGCAAGUUUGGGAGUAAUGAAAUCGAUUCAAUCGAAACCGUCACCAGUCAGUUUGGAAUACUGUAUUAUUGGGUGCUUUUUACGCUGAAACGUGAAGGUACUGUGGAGAUUGUUGAGCGGUUGUCCGAUUUUUCAAAAUUUGGAAAGCCACGGUUUUUCGAUCAGCGCAACAGACGGCUUAAUUACCUCUUGAGCUACUUUGUGCUAGUCCUCAUGGUGGCCAUCGGGGGUGUGGUUGCCUUGCCCGUGGUCUACAUAGAUUCUUGCCAUAAGGCCAACGAGCGACUAAAUUUGACGAAAACGUGCGGGUUAAUAGCACCAGUUUGGCUGCCGUUUGACUACAACGAGUAUCCCCGAAAAAAUUUUGUUUUUGCCUGGGAAGUUUACUGCUGUAUCAUGACGUACGCGUGCUGUGGAAUCGCCGCUCUGGUUUUGGUCGGAACAAUGGAACACCUGAUUAUAAGGUUCGAGCAGUUGAAACUUAUGUUCCCGGAAAUUUUGGACGAACCCGAUCGGCACACCAGACAGCAAAAACUUAAGAACUGGAUCGAAUACCAUUUAACACUUUUCGACAUUGGGAAGUUAAUGACUUCCAAUUACACGUACUGUCUGUCAGUUAUUGUCUUAUGUGUUGGAAUUCUCUUCGGGUGCAUUGGAGUUUCCACGAUGCAAAGUGCGUCGAGUCACAAUUCUGUGUUUCUGUUUUUUGGCUGGUUUCAGUCGAUUGGCGUUUUGUGCAUUUGGGGGCAGCGGUUGCUUGACACGUGUUUAUCAGUCGGAAUUGCGGUUUACAGUAGCAGAUGGUACGAUAUGGAUGUUUCGUUCCAAAAGUCUGUUCUUAUGAUUUUAAUUCGGUCACAAAAACCAAUUCUGAUCUAUGCAGGGCCGUUUUCCUACUUGUCUCAUUUGCUAAUUUUAAGCGUCUUUCAGACAGCUUACUCAUAUAUUAACCUUCUCGGUGCUAAAGGUUAAAUAGUUUUGGACACAUUUUUAAGUUAAAAACCACUCAAACUUUAACUAAAACCCACCAGAUCACCUUUAGAUCUUUUCAGAUUUUAGCUGUCACGUUUCUUCUACAAUAUUGCACAAAAGUAUUGCAAUAUAUCCUGACCUAAAAAUUAUAAAUUCGUAAGGACACUAAGAAGCUUUAUUUUUUUUAAUAUCAAAAAUUCUUUGAUUAUUAGCUCAAAUCAAAAUACUGUUUAGGUCUUUUAGUAAUUAUUUUGUUGUUGAAAAGCUACUUAAUUUUUUUCAAAUAAAAAAUUAUUAAUUUUGUAUAAGGUGUCUAAGUUUUAUUUUAAAUUGAAAGAUAUUUGAUAAGUUAUACCUGUCACGCAUUUUAAUUUUAGUCUGUACAUGUGAUGUAAUCUUGGCUGCACUGUAACAAAGUAUUAUUUCUCCACUGGCUGAUCAAUUUCUUUGCAAUAAAGGGCAUUAAAAAUGU
This is a messenger RNA of Tribolium castaneum (red flour beetle), 1597 nucleotides long. Its product is annotated as odorant receptor 67c. The transcript is spliced from 5 exons. The coding region runs from base 1 to 1125 and encodes 374 amino acids. The record is from RefSeq and is a predicted model, not a curated record. Gene Ontology annotation, cellular component: plasma membrane. Gene Ontology annotation, molecular function: olfactory receptor activity; odorant binding. Lineage: Eukaryota; Metazoa; Arthropoda; Insecta; Coleoptera; Tenebrionidae. Gene Ontology annotation, biological process: sensory perception of smell; detection of chemical stimulus involved in sensory perception of smell.